Biomphalaria glabrata is the source of this 2647-nucleotide messenger RNA. Its product is annotated as cyclin-dependent kinase 14-like. Gene Ontology annotation, biological process: protein phosphorylation. Bases 169 to 1725 code for a protein of 518 amino acids. NCBI's taxonomy places the organism in Eukaryota, Metazoa, Mollusca, Gastropoda, Planorbidae. The record is from RefSeq and is a predicted model, not a curated record. Gene Ontology annotation, molecular function: heme binding; ATP binding; cyclin binding. The transcript is spliced from 16 exons. Gene Ontology annotation, cellular component: nucleus; cytoplasm; cytosol.
CUAAAAAAAAAAAAUUCCCAUCAAUAAUGGCGACCAAGGAAUGAUUCACUGGGUGAUACAGAGUCUAGAUCUAUAUCAAAUAGAUUUUAGAAUAACAUGCUAUAAUUCGUAUAAUAUUGCGCCAAUACCUAAAACGCUGAUGGGAAAUUUGGAUAUGUAUAUUUAGAUAUGGCUGCUGACGCAGACAAACCUACAAGCAGAGCUGAUAUGCGAGAAGGUAAAGAAAAAACUCAACUAAGUCGCCUAAAAAAGUUAAGGCGGCGUAUAUCUGCCAGCUUUGGAAGACUUUCAAUAAGCAAAGAGGAGACCAUUCAUGAAAGUGAUAAUGAGCUUGACUAUGUAUUUCAAGCUGAUGUAUCAACAAACAAUGGCUACUACCCUCAGAAAACCAGAUCUGCUCCUGAUACUCCACCAGCAGCCAAUGGUAACCACACUGUAACCAAUGGCAACCACAGAUAUGAUGCUUACACUGUCCACACAGCUGGUACAAAGCAGGUGGUAGUUCCCCGAAAUCCAGAAGGCCGUCAUACUCCAGUAAAGAGGCACCACUCAGCAGGGGAUAUGCUUGGUGGAGCAGUUUUUCCCCCAGCCCCAAAAUCUGUGGCCUCGGAAAAGCAGCCCCGGCCCAAGUCCGAAGGCCAUGUUUACAGCCGUCAGUCCAUUUACAAAAGAGCUGUAAGUUUUGGGGGUCCUUCUGCAUUUGGACGCGCUGAUUCUUACAGUAAAUUAGAACAGCUUGGGGAGGGAUCCUAUGCUACAGUUUUCAAAGGUUUCAGCAGUUUAACAAAUCAAGUUGUCGCUCUUAAAGAAAUCCGCCUGCAAGAGGAGGAAGGUGCACCGUUCACUGCCAUAAGAGAAGCAUCUCUACUGAAAGGUUUACGCCAUGCCAAUAUAGUUACCCUCCAUGACAUAAUCCACACUCGAGAAACUUUGACUUUUGUAUUUGAAUAUGUGCAUACAGACUUAAGUCAGUACCUAGAAAGACAUCCAGGGGGCUUAAAUACUACUAAUGUCAAGCUUUUUUCUUACCAGCUUUUACGAGGACUUGCCUUUUGCCAUCAACGUAGAAUUUUGCACAGGGAUUUGAAGCCACAGAACCUUUUAAUUAGUGAAAUUGGGGAACUCAAACUAGCUGAUUUUGGUCUGGCCCGUGCAAAGAGUAUUCCCAGUCACACAUACUCACAUGAAGUAGUGACCUUAUGGUACCGUCCUCCCGAUGUUUUACUUGGCUCAACAGAGUAUUCCACAUCAUUGGAUAUGUGGGGUGUGGGCUGUAUUCUAACUGAAAUGAUCUCUGGUCAGGCCACAUUUCCUGGCAUGAAAGAUGCCUUUGACCAGUUAAACCAGAUCUUCAAAAUGUUGGGCACUCCCACAGAGGCAUCAUGGGAAGGGGUCACCAAGUAUGCCAACUAUGAUCUCAAGAAACUAGAAAGAUACCCUCCUCAAUCUUUGGCCUGCUGUAUACCCAAACUAUCUUUUGUACCACAUGCUGAAGAGUUGGCAGCUCAAUGUUUACAGAUGCAACCUCAUUUGAGAAUAUCUGCCGCAGCAGCCAAACGCCAUGAUUACUUUAAAGAUCUUCCUUCAAAAAUUCAUGAGUUAUCUGAUACUACAUCAAUAUUUAACAUUCCUGGUCUUCGCCUGCUUCCUGAAACAGGAGAUGUGUCAACUACUCAGAGACGGCAAUCUUCACGUUCUGGUAUUAGAACAACACUCAAAAUAUAACUAAAGAAAUCCUGCUUUUUCUCAAUGGAAGUUUGUAUAUUUUUGUAAACAAACAACUGAGCUCAAUUUUUCAACAAAUACUUUCUCUCUGCCAAUCAAAGAAAGGAGACAGUUGGCAUUGAAAUUCAACUUAUUUUUUUCUGGAUAAACCAGCAAGAAUCAAAGCCUGAUGGUUCAGAUUAUUAAUUUGUGAUGUCAAUAUAACAAGGCCAAGAGAAAAUCGAAAACACAAUACAGUUUUAAUUUAACAUGAAACUGUAAUACUAUAUUGUUACACACAACUUUAAUGGUAAGGUCAGGACUUGAAGCAUUACUUUGAAAUCAUAAAAAAUACAUGUAUAUUUGUAAAAUAAAUUCACUGUAGGAUUUUGCUUUAGUACUAUACUAAUCAACCCUCAAUAUACAAAAAAAAUAUUGUAAUAGUUUUUUUUUUAACAUGUAAGUCAGCUUUUAGUCACAAGUCUCUCUAGUGGUAGUGAUAUAAACAUUGAUAUGAAGAUCUUGGGUUUAAACCCUUGUCCAGAGAAUAGUGAUUCUCCUGUAUAAACAGACUUCUAAAGGAAGAAACAGUUAAGGGCAGCUCUACUUUGUGAUUUUCACACGUUCUCUCCUAAGCAUCGUCCCCAGCAAUAGGUGAAGUCUUACUUUGCCAAACCUCCAUAGCAGUAAAUCUUACAUCGUACUGACAACCUUGAAUAGAAUCUUUUGGCCUUUCAACCUAAUGGUUAAGCUCUAAUCAAAAUUUAGCAGAUUUGAUCCAAAAAUUCAUAUUGGUAUACUAGUACAUUUGAAUGAGAAAAAAAAUAACAAUAAUUCUCGUAAGGUCAAGUCAGCGGUGAAAAGAAAGAAUGAUGGAUAGUUUUUGGCCUUUUUAAAAAAGUCUGACUUAUAUAAUUUAUAAAUAAAAAUAUGGUAAAAAAUC